CUCAAGCGGUACUCGAACAUUAGAUGGCAAAUCGAUUAAAGAUAGAGAAAAAGCCUAGACAUUUAAAAUGAUAAACCAUGAAAAAAUACGCCAUUCAUAGAUAAUAAUGUUCCAAUGUUUUUUGUCGCGUCAAGAUUUGUUACCUUGCGGACUGACACGUUUAAUUUCUGUCGUAAAAGCGAGUUGCGCCAAAGCGCGCGUACAUAGUUACAUACCGCGGCCGAAUGGCAGGGUCGAACAUGCGUUUACGUCGAGGCGCCAAAUAUGGCGCGACAAGUCUCUUUUCGAUCCUAUCUUAUUGUCGAAAUAUACCAGAAAAUAUAAUUAUACAAAUUUAUGUCAAUAUUUAUAUUAAUAUAAGGUAUCUACACGAAAUGUCCAUUUUUAAAGAAGUCGUCUAACCUUAGCACAAAACAUAAAGUAGUAUUAGGAAGUAAUGUAAAUGCAAUAUUACAAUAUUGUUAAGUAGACGGUUCAUCAAUUAUAUUUAACCAAUUUGUCCAGUAAUAUUGAUGCAAUAUUAUUCAACAUUGUACGAAUGUUAAAUUAAUAUUAGACAAUAUUGGACAUUAAUUGCAUCCUUUGGAACCAAUAUUUUAUGAUCAAUAUUGUCGUUACAUUGGAAAAACAUUGGUUAAUGUAUUCCUAAUAUGAUCAAUAUUAGUUUACAUACUUCCAAUAUAUUUGUGCUACUACAAAAUUUAUUUUAAUAAUUAAAUUUUUUAUUAUUAUAUUAGAAAAUUUGCUUUUUAAAAUUUAUUGGUAAAUUGUAUGCAUUAUAUUUCAUAAUUGAAAAGUGCGAGAUGCAUAAAUUUGAAUCCGAAUCUUCCGAAAUUAUCUCUCAGUCGGUCUAUACGAGUUUCAUUACUUGAAUAGCAGAGGACACCUACUACUAACUGUUCUGAAUUCAUUAAUUUAUACAUAUGUAUAAUCUCUUUGCUUCUUAUCCUCAGUGGUUAUCACGAUUAUUACCUUUAUUAUCGACACUCGGUUAACGCAUUAAUUUUUAUAAAGAAACAAGAUUUAUUAAUUAUUUUUUAACAACACACACAGCUCGACAUUAAACGUGCAACAUAAAUAACAUGUAUCAUUUCCCGUAGAUUUUUAGUCGCUAGUUUGAAUCCAAAAGCAAAAUUAUUUUAUCCAUACAUUAGGUUUUUUAAAGAAGUGAUGUUAAAAUUUAAAUAUCACAAAUUUUUGCUUUUUUGGCCAUUUUUUUAAUGCCACCGGUGAACCUGUGCUAGAAUCUUCAAGUAGAGAUUUAUUUAAAAUUGAAAUCUUAUGCUUUGAGAUGAUCAUAAUGAAAAUAAUAGUGUUGCACCCUAUCUUGAGUGAUGAUAAACUUUUGCUGCACACGCGCGCUCGUUAUUCCUCACCAUAUGCUGCUUGAGGAAUUUUGCAUCCAAACAAGCCUUUCAACUAUAUCUUUUAUUUAAUAUUAAUUUUUGUUUUACAUUAAAAUGAAUUAAAUUUCUGCAAAGCAUGAUUUUAAUUAAUUAAUUUAUUUAUUAAUACAUUUAAUGCGUGCGUAUUAAUAAUUGUAAACAAAUAAAUCAAAUUUAAUCGAAAACCUACAUCUUUUUUAGAUUCUUUAUAUAAAUUUAUAAAUUUUGAAAUAUCCGAAGUUUAUUAAAAGGGAACUUGGUUGUGUACUCUUGUAAGAAUAAACUCUAAUAAUUCUAAUGAUUUGUCAAAGUAAUUUGAUUUAUCUCUAUUACUAGCAUUCGGUUUGUAUAUUUUUAAACUUACAGACCAUAAAGUUUCACUUGUUAUUUAGAAACUAUUAUGCGAUCAUAUUAUAAUCAAGACAAACUCAACAUUUUUCUAUUUUCGUACCUCGAGAUGCCAGAAAAAUCGAUUGUCAAUCAAACACCUAAUGAUGCCGAGACAUUCGACGUACAGUCGCAUUCGCAGACGUUUGUACAUAUAUAUAUAUGAACGCAUACAUAUUCAUGGACAAAAUCAGAUAAAUGUUAAUUUUGCGCGACGGGGCAAGAAACAUUGCGUCAAAAAUGGAGCGCACGGUCCCGCGGCCAGAUUGAAUUAUGCAUCGAUCGCUCGCGCAAUUUGUGGAAGCAAUCGGCGAUCGUAUCGCCUUGAGAUCGUUUCCUUGAGUUUUCCGCUUUGCCCUACGACGGCCGUGAACAUAAGGAACGCGAAGCAUCCUCUUUGAUGAUCACUUUGUUUCGCUUCGUCUCACCCCGCUUCGUCUCCUGGAGGCCGAGCUGGCCCGGAACACCCGGGCCGCUCGCGAGGCACGCCCGUACGCGCGCAUCACGCGUGAUACGUGAUCGGGGCUUUAAUUGCCGAUUUUAGCGGUGAGAUGGACUACGAGCUUAACUAUGGGUCAGCCUGAUCUUCCAUCUCUCCGUAUAUAUAAACCACCGACGAGCAGGCGACAAGGUUUAGUCAGUUGAUCGUUUCGACCGCGAAUGUAGAUCUCUCGUUGUACGUGUGUCGACAAUGGUGUUCGGUCCCGUCAGGGGGCUAUGACGAUUUUUACGGCGUUGCUUCAGCAUAGUUGAAUCGCAUCAUAUAUAUCAGGAGAGAUGUGGACCUAUCUUGCCUUUCUAGCCGUUAUAUAUGUUAUUUAUGCGUUAAAGAAUUACCUCAGAGUCCUCAGAUUUAUCUUCACGCUCGAUGGACCAAAAACAGUACCCAUUCUUGGCAAUGCAAACACCCUUUUUGAAGGAAAUCUGAUUCAAAGAAUGACAAAUGAGGCACAGAAUUAUGGUCGCAUUUUUCGAAUAUGGCUUACACUUCUGCCAUACGUUGUGCUCGUCGAGCCAAAUGAUAUUCAAAUGGUACUCAGCAGCAUGAAACACACACAGAAAAUAUUUUUUUACAAGCUGCUCGAUAAUUUUCUUGGCAAAGGACUAAUUACGCGAGAUGUCGACAAAUGGAAGAUACAUCGGAGAAUCUUGCAACCGACCUUCCAUCGCCAUGUGUUAGAAAAAUUCAUCGGAACGUUCGGUGAAUGCGCCGAUCGCCUAGUCGACAAGUUGCUUGAGAAGGACGGGGAGGAUAUAAAUGUCACCGUGUUCGUCAACAACUCUGUGUAUGAUAUAUUGAACGAGACGAUUCUGGGCACACCGUCGAAUCAAAAAGGCAACGAGGAUGACACGCCAUUCAGAAAGGGCCAAGUUAUGAUGCCGUAUAGACUUGCGCGACCGUGGUUAUUAAUCGACUGGAUUUACCGAUUGACAGCAGCUGGGAAAUCGGAGGAACAACAGCAAAAGGAUCUGUUCGACUUUUGCUUCAAAAAAAUGGAGGAAAAGUACGAAUUUCUACAAAAAAACGACUCCCUUAUCAUCGAUGACAGCGUGAUUAGAAAAACCUCUCUUCUUGAGCAUAUGAUCGAGAUCAAUGAGAAAAAUCCUCAGUUUACUAAGCGAGAUAUUAUCGAGGAAUGUUGUACCUUUAUGUUGGCCGGCCAAGAUUCGGUCGGCACCGCCACCGCGAUAACGCUUUUUCUUUUGGCAAAUAAUCCUAAAUGGCAGGAGAGAUGCAUCUCGGAAUUAAGUGAAAUCUUUGGCAACGACAGGAGAUCACCAACUAUGCAGGAUCUUAUGAAAAUGAAAUGUUUGGAUAUGUGUAUCAAGGAAGUUUUGAGGUUGUAUCCUAGCGUGCCAGUUUUCGCCAGGACACUUGGGGAGGAUGUGAGACUAGGAGAGUACGUAAUACCGGCCGGUUGUGGCGUAUUUAUAGUGCCAUAUUGCACACAUCGCUUGCCUCGUCAUUUUCCUGAUCCUCACGAUUUCAAACCGGAGCGUUUUAGUCCUGAAAACUCUGAAGGAAGACAUCCGUACGCUUACAUACCGUUUAGCGCAGGACCUCGCAAUUGCAUCGGAUACAAAUUUGCUAUGCUUGAGAUGAAAUCAAUUAUCAGCGCUAUUCUAAGGAAGUGUCGAUUAGAAUCAAUCCUCGGCAAGGAGAAAGUGAUAGCCAAAUUUCGAAUGACAGUCAGAGCACAUGGUGGACUUUGGGUCAAAAUAAAAGCGCGCGAUAAACAAUAUGAAUUGAAACCAAAGAGUAAAGAAUAACAGGAGGGACUUUUUGAUUUCAGCGAUGACGAUGGAUGUCCUAUAUAUAAAAGUGGGUACUCAAAAUGACCGCUCACGCAUCAUGCAUAAACUAUAGACCCCCGCACCCACUUUUGCAUAACGCAUAACGUAUGUACAUAAGCAAAUUGAUUGGUCCAUAAGUAAAGUGCAUAAGAAAUUCAACCAAUCGAAUUUCUUGCAUUUAUGUAAUGCGUUAUGCAAAAGUCUGUGCAACGGCCCUAUCACACAAAAUAACAUAAGCUUCAUAAGCAUAGCAUAAGACCGCUGAACCAAUCAGCUCUCAGCAUAAAGUUGCCAUAUUGAUAUACAUAAGAUGCUUAUUGACCUGGAGCUCUUAUGCUAUUCGUAUGCAGAUUAUUUGUGUGUAGUAACAGCCCUAAAUCCCCACUACUGAUAUGGUCCCUCCUAUUAUUCUUUAUUCUUUGAUUAAAACAAUUGGAUUAAUGAAGUGUCCUCAAUCUCAUAAACUGCAAAUAGCCAAAUGGAAAUACUCAGUUUUGAUUGAUGCAUUUCUAAAAGAUAGAUGAAAAUGCACCAAUUAGAACAAAGUAUUUCCAUCCAGCAAGCAAUUUUAUACAACAAGCAUCGUGUGCCGCAAAUGUUAGCGCGUUGUUAUCCAAUAGAAGAAUCUGUAUUAUAAAAAACAGAUUUUUCUAUUGAACAACAACGCGCUAACAUUUUUGUGGACGCGGCAAAGUGGUAUCGCGGUGGCCAAUACCGUCUUGCUCUUUUAAUAAUACAUAUAUGUAUUAUCAGAAGAGCAAGACGAUGAUUGGACACCGCGAUACUGCUUUGCCGCGUCUUGUGUGCAGGAGCCAUAAAGAAUAUCACGCGUCGCACGUUGCAAAAUUACGUUGGUCUGCCGGAGUUCUAAGCCAUAAGAAAUGACCAAUCAUAAUUAAAUGAGGAAAAUAAUCAAAUAUAAUUGGUCAAUUCCUUAAGUAGUCUACAAUAAAGAUUUAAGCUUUAAGCCAUAAGAAA
Molecule: messenger RNA, 5045 nt
Organism: Monomorium pharaonis (pharaoh ant)
Lineage: Eukaryota; Metazoa; Arthropoda; Insecta; Hymenoptera; Formicidae
Gene: Cyp4aa1
Product: probable cytochrome P450 4aa1
Exons: 7
Coding region: 2550-4043 (497 amino acids)
Molecular function (GO): oxidoreductase activity, acting on paired donors, with incorporation or reduction of molecular oxygen; monooxygenase activity; iron ion binding
Source: RefSeq, a predicted model, not a curated record